This is a messenger RNA of Biomphalaria glabrata, 1053 nucleotides long. RefSeq lists its product as uncharacterized. The coding region runs from base 1 to 1053 and encodes 350 amino acids. Lineage: Eukaryota; Metazoa; Mollusca; Gastropoda; Planorbidae. The record is from RefSeq and is a predicted model, not a curated record. The transcript has 3 exons.
AUGGGAGACGCAUCCAGCAUGGGAGACGCAUCCAGCAUGGGAGACGCAUCCAGCAUGGGAGACGCAUCCAGCAUGGGAGACGCAUCCAGCAUGGGAGACGCAUCCAGCAUGGGAGACGCAUCCAGCAUGGGAGACGCAUCCAGCAUGGGAGACGCAUCCAGCAUGGAAGACGCAUCCAGCAUGGGAGACGCAUCCAGCAUGGGAGACGCAUCCAGCAUGGGAGACGCAUCCAGCAUGGGAGACGCAUCCAGCAUGGGAGACGCAUCCAGCAUGGAAGACGCAUCCAGCAUGGGAGACGCAUCCAGCAUGGGAGACGCAUCCAGCAUGGGAGACGCAUCCAGCAUGGGAGACGCAUCCAGCAUGGGAGACGCAUCCAGCAUGGGAGACGCAUCCAGCAUGGAAGACGCAUCCAGCAUGGGAGACGCAUCCAGCAUGGGAGACGCAUCCAGCAUGGGAGACGCAUCCAGCAUGGGAGACGCAUCCAGCAUGGGAGACGCAUCCAGCAUGGGAGACGCAUCCAGCAUGGGAGACGCAUCCAGCAUGGAAGACGCAUCCAGCAUGGGAGACGCAUCCAGCAUGGGAGACGCAUCCAGCAUGGAAGACGCAUCCAGCAUGGGAGACGCAUCCAGCAUGGGAGACGCAUCCAGCAUGGGAGACGCAUCCAGCAUGGGAGACGCAUCCAGCAUGGGAGACGCAUCCAGCAUGGGAGACGCAUCCAGCAUGGAAGACGCAUCCAGCAUGGAAGACGCAUCCAGCAUGGGAGACGCAUCCAGCAUGGGAGACGCAUCCAGCAUGGAAGACGCAUUCAGCAUUGGAGACGCAUCCAGCAUGGGAGACGCAUCCAGCAUGGAAGACGCAUCCAGCAUGGAAGACGCAUCCAGCAUGGGAGACGCAUCCAGCAUGGGAGACGCAUCCAGCAUGGGAGACGACCGAAUGUCAAAGGCGAUCUUCUUUGGCCCUGAUCCUGGGGCGAUUAUCCCACUCGCCACCCGUAACGCCGUCUCUGCAAGCUAUCAAAUGUUGGACCACCGAGCUCUGUUUCAUGGAGUUUGA